AGUAGCAGAAGUGCAAAAUAAGCUGUGGGAUGUCCGUUAUCAAGGAUGCUGUGGUGAGCAGCCUUUCUGGCUGUACCCAGCUCUGACUGGGCUGCCAGUGUCUCUUGCUCUGUUCUUGCCUGUGUAGCUCGAGAUUAAUGACAUGACCAAGUCCUGGGGCCUUGAGGUGGACCGGGUGGAGCUGACCAUGGAGGCUGUGCUACAGCUGCCCCAGGAGAACCUGGCAGGCCCCCUCGCCACCCUGCCACCAGUGCCAGGGCUGGAGGGACUCGACAGCACCAUUCAGCAGCUGGCUGCCCAUCUCUUCGGCAACACUCUGGCUCUGACGGGCAGUGCCAACAGUGCUCCAGAGGCAGCAGACAGCGUGGAGACCGUGAAUGAGGUGGAAUCUCCCACUGCUGCCGUCCCCACCGCCAGCAGCAGGAGAAAACCCAGCGUGGACGAGCUGCUCUCAGCUGUGGAGCUCUUCCUGUCCGAGUCCUUGGUUGGCCAGGUGGGAGCAUGUUACCAGGUCAACAUCAUCCUGCCAAGUGGAGUCCGGAGCACCUAUUUCAUAGACCUUUCCUCAGGCAGCGGGCAAGUUGGCCGCGGAUUGCCAGAGGGCAGCCCUGAUGUGGUUCUGGAGAUGGCAGAGAAAGACCUGCAGGACCUCUUCCUGGGUGAACUUCGUCCCUUGAGUGCCUAUAUGAGCGGAAGGCUGCAGGUGAAAGGCGAUCUGCACGUUGCUCUGAAGUUGGAGGAGCUCUUCAAGGCAAUGAAGCAACGUAGAUAGAGCAUGCGUGUGAGUGUGUGCCCUUGUGUCCAUGUGUGCAUGUGUCUUUGUAGAUGUGCGAAAGGCACAGCAGGGGUGUAGUCACAAAUGGUGGGGAAUGCUAGGGUGCUGCAGGGCGAGGGCCUUGCCUUCCUCACUUUGGAGCUCAUGCUGUCCCCUCUACAAGGUGGCAGGAGUUGUGUGUGAGCAGGGAAACUGAGGCAACACAAGCCUAGAAAACUCCCUGUCCCUCAGGUUCCUACCCUCUUCGGGGUGAGCUCCAUUGCUUGACCAUGUCCUUUUCUUUCCCUCCCCUCCCCACUCUUGCCCACAACUUUACUGGGAAUAAGUUGGCACUCCAGCCUAUGUCCAGAGAAUGCAGUUUCCUUCCAGGUCCUUUGGCUACGAGUUGCUCCAGGAGCAUAGGGCAACGUCUUGCUGCCUCCCCAGUGGCAAAGGGAAGAGGGGUGGGUCUCCCCUGGGAGAUGUGGGGAUGGGAUCCCCCUGGGGAUCUCAUGCUGGAAGGGGCAGGAGGUGACUGGAUUGAACUGGGAGGAGCCUGGGGACACUGUGAUCAAAGCAGCUUGACAGAACAGUAGUCAUGGGAGGGGGAUGGCACAGGGAGGAGAUCAUGGGAGGUCAGUGCAGCCGAAGGGGGACAAUAAGGCGAUUGGGCGAGGCUGGAUGGUGUGAGUGGGCCUGGGAUCAGGUCUAGCUGAUCAGUGGAUGCUGGACCCCAGCAUUUCCAAGGGAAGGAGCAGCGGCAGCAGGUUAGGGAAUGACCUGCUCAGACAUGCCUGGGCCUUCCCGACACAGAGGUUUGUAAUAAGUGAUUGCGCUAAUUUGUGCUUGAAAGCGCUUUUGCAUGCAUGCUGUGAGGUCUGUCCACGGGGUGCGCGUGGAUUGUAUAUAGGCGUAUAUAGAUACUUAUUUAUUUUGUAAGCUUCCUUUCUAUCGACUCUUGGUCUACAAUAAACCUGUUCUGCAGCCUUG
This is a messenger RNA of Struthio camelus australis, 1744 nucleotides long. Lineage: Eukaryota; Metazoa; Chordata; Aves; Struthioniformes; Struthionidae. The record is from RefSeq and is a predicted model, not a curated record.